Messenger RNA from Drosophila obscura, 528 nucleotides. RefSeq names its product cuticle protein 7. The record is from RefSeq and is a predicted model, not a curated record. Lineage: Eukaryota; Metazoa; Arthropoda; Insecta; Diptera; Drosophilidae. Gene Ontology annotation, cellular component: extracellular matrix. The coding region runs from base 83 to 403 and encodes 106 amino acids. The transcript is spliced from 2 exons.
AAAGCUUGUUAAGACAAGCCCUUAGUCAUCAGUCGAUUGAGUACGUUCCACCCACAGCCACAGCCCCAUCUCCAGCUCCAGCAUGAGUGCCCUGUCUUCCAGAAUUGGCAUUUGCCUGAUCCUGUGUGCAUUUGCCGCUGUUCAGGCUUCCAUCAUAGCCAGCCACCCCGAUGAGCUGAUUUCGAGUCCAGCUCAGUAUGAGUUUCAAUAUGCCGUCCAUGAUAGCCACACUGGGGAUAUCAAAGACCAGUUCGAGCAUCGGCGCGGCGAUUAUGUGACGGGUCGUUACUCCCUCAUUGAGCCCGAUGGCCAUCGUCGCAUUGUGGACUACACCUCCGACCCGCUGCUCGGUUUCAAUGCACAGGUUCGCCGAGAGCCCAUUGCCAGCAUCUCCCGCUACUGAACAGACACCGAAAAGGGAUAUUCUCCGCUGAAGUGACUCUUGACCUGCACGCAUAGUCUGAAACUAAAAUAUAUCAUAUGAUCUGUAUUUGUAGAAUAUAUCCGCAGGCUGUUGUGCGAAAAGAG